Molecule: messenger RNA, 1908 nt
Organism: Micropterus salmoides (largemouth bass)
Lineage: Eukaryota; Metazoa; Chordata; Actinopteri; Centrarchiformes; Centrarchidae
Gene: traf3ip2a
Product: TRAF3 interacting protein 2a
Exons: 10
Coding region: 95-1435 (446 amino acids)
Biological process (GO): positive regulation of canonical NF-kappaB signal transduction; humoral immune response
Source: RefSeq, a predicted model, not a curated record
ACUAUUUCCUGUUUGCCGCAGAACAGGUUUGUGCUGUGGCUGAGGGAUAAGCAGGUCUAAGAGAAGGCAAGAGGCAGUUUUCCUUGGCAAGAAAAUGGACUCUCUUAAAGGACCUUGCCCUCAUCCGAGUGUUCCUGUUGAGAUGGAUGAGAGCAUGACAUCCUCCAGUCUGGACUUGGCCUGGCCUCCUUCUUGCAAACAGUGUAUUGGACAUACAGAGACCAGCAAAAGGCUGCAGGGACAUGGCUUUGAGCAAGCUAAGGAGACAGCACACAGUGUCAGCGAGUGCAGAUUUUCUGAGAGCCAGUAUUUGCAUGAACCCAGAGGAGCCUGUUUCACUGCAGCCCAGCUUCGCUUCAUCCCCCCUGCACAGGCAGGAGAGCGGAACCUCCCCCAUCCUGCAGGUGUUUGGCCUCAUGGUAUCAGAGAGCAGGUGCUGCUGUGUGAACUGGACCCCAUGGUUAACCACAGUAGAGGCUUUGCAGGCCCUUCAAACUAUCCUCAGGUUCACUCUUUGGAGGAGACAGAAAGCUUGGAGCACCCUCUCCCGCUCAUCUCUGAAAUAAACUUUGGCCACCCCCACUAUGUCCCACCACGACACCCUGCAGCACGUGUGCCCGGUCACUGUCAGUGUUGCAUUAUCAUUAGAAACACUAUAGGCCCCGAUCCAAUGCCGGGCAGUUGUCUCAGAAAUCGUGCGUGUUGCCCUCCAGCAAAUUAUCAUUUUAAGCAUGAUUACCCAGCGGAGCCACACCAGGAGCCUCGGCCCCACCAACAUCCAUGGCAUCCUCCUCCUAAUAGGCUGCAACUUAGAGAUGCUCCAAAUACCAACUAUGGAUCUCCUCCUAGAGAUGUGAUUCAUGAGGUCAGCGUGGAUCACUCCUUCCAGGCUGGUCCAGGAGCAGCUACAAAGGAGAUCAGGAGGACCAUCAGCCUACCGGAGGAGUGUAGGAAUGUUUUCAUCACAUAUUCUGUGGACACAGCUCGUGAAAUGAUACCUUUCGCCAGAUUUCUGACUGCUCAGGGGUUCAAACCAGCAAUUGACAUCUUUGAUGAUCCAAUCAAAAGAAUGGACAUCACCAAAUGGAUGGACAGAUUUUUGAACGAUAAAUCGGUGCUCAUCAUCGUGGUCAUCAGCCCCAAGUACAAGGAGGAUGUGGAGGGAAUUGGGGACGAUGAGCAUGGCCUGCACACCAAGUACAUUCACAAUCAGAUCCAAAAUGAGUACAUCCAACAAGGCUGCCUGAACUUCAGACUGGUACCUGUGUUGUUUCCUAAUGCAACCAAGAGACAUGUCCCCAACUGGCUCCAGAGCACCAGGAUCUACAGCUGGCCCAAGGAAACCCCGGACCUGCUACUGCGUCUACUCAGGGAAGAGCGCUACAUCAUCCCACAGCGGGGGGCUGACCUCACCCUAACUGUACGUCCCCUCUGAGAAAAACUAGGGGGAAAAACGGACACCUGUGGAAAAUAAUCAAUAUAAAGAUUUGUCAAAACCCAACAUGCUAUAGGUAUGAGUUUGUUUCCUAUGCCUUUAUGAGGAGGACUAUGAUUACUGCAGCAGAUUAGUUAGCAGAAGUGUUUUCCUUCUGUCCUUUGUUUUCAGAUUCAGAUUUGCUGUUUGUUCUGUUGAUUUGUAAUUCAUUUCAACAGUGUUUCUAAUCUCACUACAUCUUCAAUAAACUUAAUUGAGAUUUUAAGCAUACAGAGAGAGCAUCAAACAUUAGGCAUCACAACAUAUAUCAUAAUAUGGCUUCAUUUUCAACAAAACUGCAAUAUCGAAUGUUGACACAGAUUUGUUGGUAGAGUAGAUAUUAUGCACAACUUUGUAAUGCACUUCCUUCAAUGUGUUAGUUAUAUCAAAUUUACAUGUUGUUUCCCAAUAAAUAUUAGAAAACUUCCAGAUAA